AUGCCGAUACCGGGCUUGAGAUUGAAGCAGCGAGUGCUAGAUGUUCAAGCAUACAUCACGAAGCGUCGAAAUUCACACUCUACCCCACAGCCUCCCGAGCGAUUAGAGCGAUCAUCUUCGCCUCUAACGGCAAGGCUCUCGUUAAGCAGUUCGUCCUCGAAUGCCGUGGAGAUCAAGAACGAUCACCAGAGCAGGGCAAGCAUCAAGUCGGCUCCAGGCGAACGUCCUACUUCUACUGACAGUACUACUACUGCACCGAGGGGGGAAGGUUCGGGAACAGCGGGAAGUUCAUCUCGUAACGGCUCAGCAGUAAUAAUAUUAUCAAGCGCGCCAAAAUCUCAAAACUCUCCAACGCAGCAGCAGCCGACUCCUUGUCCUCCAACACAACUCACUCCUCCACUACCAUCUCUACCAUCUCCGCCGACGCCCUCAGAGCCUCCACUCGUCUCGAAAUCCCUUGAAAACGGCGAUCAGGGCUCACCACAUUCUACUCCCGAAAUUUCCCCCGUCGCAUCUCCUGCCGCCAGUAUUACUACUACUACUACUCCAGUCGUCACACCAGCAUCACCACAAGCAGCAGACUCGGCGUUUCCCUUUCAGCCGCCGAGAAAAGAGAAAAGCAGAGCAGCGCGCCCCGAAUUCCAGCAGCCUCUCCCACACUCCACACAUCAAGCACAAAACGCCGCGUACAUCCGUCGUCCAUCACAACUUGUCCGAAGGCAAUCGUUGUUCCCGAACACAGAGGGUGCUCUAAUUCAGAACCUUCUAGAUCCCGACGGCAACAACCAACAACAGCAGCCCGUUCCCGAAGAGAACCCGACAAAUAAUAACUUCCACUCGGCACCCGUCGAUUUUCACCCUCUUCCUACGCCUGCUACACUGGGCCCAGAGAUGCCUAUCAGGAAGGUUUGGGUGAAACGGCCAGGUGGAUCACCAACGACUGUCAGUGUCCGCAAUGAGGAUAUGGUGGAUGAUGUAAGGGAUGUGGUUCUGAAGAAAUAUCAAAACGCCUUGGGGAGGAGCUAUGAUGCCCCGGAUAUUACAUUGCGAAUUAUCCCACGGCAUCCAAGGCCACGUUCUCUGGAUCACAACCAGAACCAUAAUCACCAUGGUUACAAUAAUCACAUCUCCGUGGAAAGAAUGUUGAACCCAGAUGAGACACUUGUACACACUCUCGAUGAAUAUUUUCCUGGUGGCCAGUCGAUCGAUGAAGCCUUGGUCAUUGAUGUGCCCCCUCUUCCGUUGCGGAAGACACCUCGACCGUCCCCCCAUACCUAUGCAUACGGUUCCACACACGAAUCUCACCUAGGUAUCGAGAGUAACGAGUACUUCCCACCUAUGCCUCUGGUGCCAUCUUCUCAUAACCAAUCACAAAUAAUGAACGGUGGCCCACAAAAUGUUCUAUCAGGCCCCUCAAUCGCUGUAUUGACCACUGGCCAAGUAUCGAAUCUUCCAGGAUCGCCAGGGGGCGGAACUCGGAGAGGCCCAACUCGGCCUGGUACUAGACGGCUGGCAACUUCAUCGCCAACCAUACAUGCUCCAGGCCCAGGCGUGACUGCUGCGGGAUCAGUCAUGCGAGCUCGCUCGAGAGGCAAUUCCGAUGCGGCCAAUCGAGACCAGCCUCCUCCCCCACCACCAAUUCCUACACCGCCCACUGAGGAUAUCCCCCAGACGGUCCAAACGCCUCCCCCAGCGCGUGUAGCAUCACCGUUAUCAACUAGAAUCAAGAAGGAUAAGAAGCAGCACGCAUCCCCUGCAGGAUUACUACCCGAUGGAGCCGUGCCCCCAAUUAACGUCCUUAUCGUCGAGGACAAUGUUAUUAAUCUACGGCUUUUAGAGGCAUUCAUGAAACGUCUCAAAGUCCGAUGGCAGUCUGCGAUGAAUGGAAAGGAAGCAGUUGAGAAAUGGCGGGCAGGCGGGUUUCAUCUAGUGCUGAUGGAUAUUCAGCUUCCCGUUAUGAACGGGCUGGAAGCCACGAAAGAGAUUCGCCGGUUGGAACGAGUCAACUCAAUAGGAUUCCAGGAUCCCCCUCUUCCUAAGAAUGCAGUACUUUCAGACGAGGACAAGCUCCCGAAUUCUAUCCUUUUCAAAUCGCCUGUUAUUAUUGUCGCCCUUACUGCAUCCUCUUUACAAAGCGAUCGUCAUGAAGCAUUAGCAGCUGGUUGUAACGAUUUCUUAACUAAGCCUGUAAAUUUUAUCUGGUUAGAGAGGAAGGUAACUGAAUGGGGCUGCAUGCAAGCAUUGAUCGACUUUGACGGGUGGAGAAAGUGGAAGGACUUCACGAAUAAUAAUGCCGGCGCAAGCGACGGAAAAGUCAAACCCCGACAUGGAAGACAAAUGCAAAUCGCAAGGGGUGCGGCAGCAGCAGAGGCGGAGAGCAGGAGAUUAGAUGCCAGCAGUCCGAUAACGACAAUAGGAUGA
Messenger RNA from Morchella importuna, 2421 nucleotides. RefSeq lists its product as uncharacterized. The coding region runs from base 1 to 2421 and encodes 806 amino acids. Gene Ontology annotation, biological process: osmosensory signaling via phosphorelay pathway. Gene Ontology annotation, cellular component: Mcs4 RR-MAPKKK complex. Lineage: Eukaryota; Fungi; Ascomycota; Pezizomycetes; Pezizales; Morchellaceae. Gene Ontology annotation, molecular function: phosphorelay response regulator activity; protein kinase activator activity. The record is from RefSeq and is a predicted model, not a curated record. The transcript has 2 exons.